Drosophila eugracilis is the source of this 482-nucleotide messenger RNA. RefSeq lists its product as uncharacterized. The coding region runs from base 31 to 411 and encodes 126 amino acids. The record is from RefSeq and is a predicted model, not a curated record. NCBI's taxonomy places the organism in Eukaryota, Metazoa, Arthropoda, Insecta, Diptera, Drosophilidae. The transcript has a single exon.
CAUUCUCACAGUUUUCCAACAGUCGUUUCAAUGGCUUCUACUCUGGCUAUACUACUCAUUUCGGCCCUAGUCUUGGUCCAGGGCAGGAAUACUCCUGGAUCAGACGAGGAUUACUCGGCCUUGCAAGAAACUUCUAACUGGAGUAGAACACCUGCAACUAAUUGGCCCUGGGAAGUGGCUCGUUUCCCCGCGGCAUAUAUUCUAAUGCACAAGGUGAAUAAGCGAUUGGAACGAAUUGAUAACGAGGACAUCAAGAAAAGGAUACAGGACUAUGCCGUGGAUCAGCUGAGGCAGUGCAUCUUGGGUGAAGAAAUGGACGAGCAUUGUGUUAAGCGAUCGAUUGGUUAUACAAUGUCAUUCAUUAACCACCAAAAGAGGCAGGAAAAUAUGUUGCAACGUUAUAGGUUGUAAGCCUACCUUCUGUUUUUGAAAAUAUUCUUUGAAAGAUAAGGUAAAAGUUUAAUAAAUGCAAUAAAACUUCA